AUGACGUCCAAGGAGGAAAAGGUCGACAUCGGCACUCACACGCCGCCGUCGCACGAUGUCGCGCCCGGACACCAAAAGGAUGUCUUCACUGGCGACGUCGAGGGUGUCCGCGACGACUUCCGUGAGGAUGACUUUAUGACUCGCAACGGUCUCAACCUCAGGUCCUUCCAGCGCCGUGACUACGGUACCGGUGCCGUCGAACUCGAUCGCUCCAUGAAGAAGCGCCAUCUCCACAUGAUUGCCAUUGGAGGUUCCAUCGGUGCUGGUUUCUUUGUCGGUUCCGGUGGUGCCUUCACCAAGGGUGGCCCCGGCGCUGUCCUCAUCUGCUUCUUGAUCGCUGGUGUCAUGAUCUUCAACGUCGUCCACGCUCUUGGUGAACUUGCUGUCAUGUACCCCGUCUCUGGUGGUUUCUAUACCUACUCUACUCGCUUCAUUGAUCCUUCCUGGGGUUUCGCCAUGGGAUGGAACUACGUCUUUCAAUGGGUCAUCGUCUUACCACUCGAGUUAACCGUCGCCUCAUUCACCGUGCAAUACUGGAAUCCAAACAUCAAUGAAGGUGUUUGGAUCACCGUCUUCUGGCUUUUCAUCAUCUUUAUCAACAUCUUUGGUACACUGGGUUACGCUGAGGAGGAGUUUUGGAGCUCUUGCUUCAAGCUCGCUGCCAUCAUCAUCUUUAUGAUUGUCGCCAUUAUCCUUAUCUGCGGUGGUGGUCCCGCUCGUGGUGACUUCAGCACCUACCAGGGUGCCAAGCUCUGGUAUGAUCCUGGCGCCUUCCAGAACGGUAGCCGUGGUUUUUGCGCCGUCUUUGUCACUGCUGCCUUCUCUUUCGCUGGUACCGAGCUUGUUGGUCUUGCUGCCGCUGAGUCUCGCAACCCCGCCAAGGCCCUUCCCGGUGCUAUCAAGCAGGUCUUCUGGCGAAUCACCCUCUUCUACAUCGUUGGUCUCACCCUCGUCGGCAUGCUCGUCAGCUCCACCGAUGACCGUCUCCUCAACAGUGCCAACCCUUACAAGGAUGGUGUCUCCCCCUUUGUCCUGGCUGCUCUUGAUGCUGGCCUCAACGGUUACGACGACUUCAUGAACUUGGUCAUCUGUGUUUCAGUCAUCUCCAUCGGUGUCUCUUGUGUCUACGGUGGUUCCCGUACUCUUACUGCCCUUGCUGAGCAGGACUACGCCCCCAAGUGCUUCACCUACAUUGAUCGCUCCGGACGUCCGCUCAUGUCUGUCGUUUUCAAUCUGGCCUGGGGUGCUCUGGCAUACAUCGUCCUGGCCUCUUCCGGUGGUCUUGUCUUUGAUUGGCUCCUUGCCGUCUCUGCUCUUGCAGCUCUCUUCACCUGGGGCUCCAUCUGUGCUUGCCACAUCCGUUUCCGCUCUGCUUGGAAGCGUCAAGGCCGUACCCUCGACCAGAUUCCCUUCCACGCUGCUGGUGGUGUUUACGGCUCUUGGUUGGGUCUUAUCCUCUGCUUCGUCAUUCUCGGCUGCCAGCUCUACGUCGCCGUCUGCCCUCCCUUCAAGGAGGGUUACGGUAACGCAGAGGAUUUCUUCAUGGCUUGUCUCGCCAUCCCUGUCGUACUUGUCUUCUGGAUCAUCGGCUAUGUCUGGAAGCGCCCUCAGUGGCUCACCAUUGACAAGAUCGACCUCGACACUGGUCUCCGUGAGCAUGACUGGGAUGAGAUCAAUGCUUACCGCGCCAAGGUUGCUACAUGGCCUGCUUGGCGUAGGGCCCUCAACAAGUUCAUGUAA
This is a messenger RNA of Fusarium pseudograminearum CS3096, 1740 nucleotides long. RefSeq lists its product as uncharacterized. Gene Ontology annotation, molecular function: amino acid transmembrane transporter activity. The record is from RefSeq and is a predicted model, not a curated record. Lineage: Eukaryota; Fungi; Ascomycota; Sordariomycetes; Hypocreales; Nectriaceae. Gene Ontology annotation, cellular component: membrane. The transcript is spliced from 5 exons. Gene Ontology annotation, biological process: amino acid transmembrane transport. Bases 1 to 1740 code for a protein of 579 amino acids.